Messenger RNA from Hibiscus syriacus, 468 nucleotides. RefSeq lists its product as uncharacterized. The record is from RefSeq and is a predicted model, not a curated record. The transcript is spliced from 2 exons. NCBI's taxonomy places the organism in Eukaryota, Viridiplantae, Streptophyta, Magnoliopsida, Malvales, Malvaceae. The coding region runs from base 1 to 468 and encodes 155 amino acids.
AUGGCUCAACUGAUGGCACCUAGAGGAGGAGCUACACCUCAAGAUAAAAAACACACCAAAGUCGAGCUUCAGAACAAUUCCAAACACGAUGUAUCCCUGAUAAGCCGCCAGGUUUGGGAAGGAGAUCGGCAUACUAAUUUCCCCAGAAAAAUCACGGACGACGAUGAUGCUGAGUUUACUCAAAGUGCAGGGCUUUCGGAGGGUUCAGUUGCUGGUCUUGCAUACAAAAUUCUUGACGAUGGCAAAAAGUGGGUCGUUACCUGGAGCAACCCUAGAUGUGAAGACAGCAAGGUGUACACUGCUAUCGUGGAUGGAAAAAUUGAUUGGAAUCAAAUCAAAAAGGAGCUUGAUAACAGAGGGAGAUCGAAUUAUGAAGCUGUUAGGUUUGGAUACAGAGCAACAAUUGCAGUUGAUAAUAUAAAGACACGCUCACCAACCGUGAAUGUAUAUAUUGAGCCUCAGGCCUGA